Pezoporus occidentalis (night parrot) is the source of this 1863-nucleotide messenger RNA. It is a transcript of the gene MEX3D, whose product is annotated as mex-3 RNA binding family member D. NCBI's taxonomy places the organism in Eukaryota, Metazoa, Chordata, Aves, Psittaciformes, Psittacidae. The transcript has 2 exons. Bases 37 to 1824 code for a protein of 595 amino acids. Gene Ontology annotation, molecular function: RNA binding. The record is from RefSeq and is a predicted model, not a curated record.
CGGCGGGCACCGGCACCGCCCCGGCCAGACCGCGCCAUGCCCGGCUCCCUCUACCAGCCCGAGGGCGGGCAGCCCGGCCGCGGCCCCCCGCGCUGCCUGGCGCUGCUGAGCCCAGCGCCGCCCGCAGGGCAGGAGCCGCCCGAGCCCGAGCCCGGCCGGGAGGUGCCGGUGCCGCCGCCGCCGGCAGCAGCAGCAGCAGCAGCGCAGGGUGAAGCCGCCGCCCUGAGGUUCGCCCUGGAUCAGCUCUCGCUGCUGGGGCUGGAGGAGCCGGAGGCGGGCGGCGCGGGCACGGAGGAGGCGGCGGCGGGCGGAGGCGCGGGGCCGGGCGGCCUGCAGGCGCGGGAGCGCGGUGGUGGUGGUGGUGGCGGCUCCCCCCCGGCCACCGGUACCGCCUCCCCCCCGGCCGCCUUCGGUAACUUCGGGCCGCACCUCGCCGCGCCCGCCGCGCUGCUGGAGCCGCUGGGCGCCCUGGGGAGCAGGAAGAAGAGCGUGAACAUGACCGAGUGCGUGCCCGUGCCCAGCUCCGAACACGUCGCCGAGAUCGUGGGCCGCCAAGGCUGCAAAAUCAAAGCCCUCCGUGCCAAGACCAACACCUACAUCAAGACCCCGGUGAGGGGCGAGGAGCCCGUUUUCAUUGUGACGGGGAGGAAGGAGGACGUGGAGAUGGCGAAAAGAGAGAUCCUCUCGGCCGCCGAGCACUUCUCCAUGAUCCGAGCGACGCGCAACAAAGUGAAUGGGCUGACGGGGGCGAUGCAGGGCCCCCCCAACCUGCCGGGGCAGACCACCAUCCAGGUGAGGGUCCCGUACCGUGUGGUGGGGCUGGUGGUGGGGCCGAAGGGAGCCACCAUCAAGCGGAUCCAGCAGCAGACGCACACCUACAUUGUGACCCCCAGCCGGGACAAGGAGCCCGUCUUCGAGGUGACGGGCAUGCCGGAGAACGUGGACCGCGCUCGGGAGGAGAUCGAGGCGCACAUCACCAUGCGGACCGGCUCCUUCAUCGACGUCAACGCGGACAACGACUUCCAUUCCAACGGCACCGACGUCUGCCUCGACCUGCAGGGCAGCGCAGGCAGCCUCUGGGCCAAGGCCCCCCACCCUGCCCACCGCCCCCCAGCCACCCUGCGCAACGACAGCCUCAGCUCCCUGGGCAGCGCCUCCACCGAGUCCUACUACAGCGGGCGGGUGGCGGACGCCAGCCCCACCAGCCCCUACAGCACCAGCAGCGGCUUCACCUUCAGCGAGCCCGCGCUGGGCUCGGAGGAAUGCGACUUUGGCUUUGACUUCUUGGCUCUCGACCUCACGACGCCCACCACCACCACCACCAUCUGGUCGCCCUUCGAGCGCUCGGGCAACCCCUUGCAAGCCUUCAGCAGCUGCUCGUCCAUCAACGGCUCUCAGAGACGCAACAGCGGCGCCGCCACGCCGCGCCACUCGCCCACCCUCCCCGAGAGCGGUGCCGCGGGGCUGGACCACCCUUUAGCCCGGCGCAUCCAGAGCGACCCCGUCAGCACCUUGUCCUGGCUGCCCACGCAAGGCUCGCUGUCGUCCUUCUCCAACAGCACCGGUUACUCCUCUUCUUCCUCCCUGCCCGGCAGCAUCUCCGCCGCCUCGGGCUCGCCCACCGACUCCAGCAGCUCCGACGGGCACCGCAAGAGCUCCCGGGAGUGCAUGGUGUGCUUCGAGAGCGAGGUGAUCGCCGCCCUCGUGCCCUGCGGCCACAACCUCUUCUGCAUGGAGUGCGCCAUGCGCAUCUGCGGCAAGGCUGAGCCCGAGUGCCCCGCGUGCCACACGCCCGCCACGCAAGCCAUCCACAUCUUCUCCUAGCCGGGGCUGGCUCGUUUCCCCCCUGACCCCCACCACCAC